Molecule: messenger RNA, 330 nt
Organism: Angiostrongylus costaricensis
Lineage: Eukaryota; Metazoa; Nematoda; Chromadorea; Rhabditida; Metastrongylidae
Source: the annotation of a GenBank genome assembly
AUGAUUCGUCGCAUCAUAGAAGAUGUUUCUGGGGGAUCGUGGGGUGUGCUCAUCAUCAGAAAUCCCGAACUGGUUUCAUACCAAGUUCACUGGACGAUUCCUGAGCACAACAAUGUUGAUGGUUCUCCUGGAUUUUGUCUUUCCGUCAUAAAGGGAUGGCAGUACAACGUUUUCAAGACAGGCUCAAAGGAUUAUGAGGAUAGAGUAACGGUUAACAGCCUUAUAGAAAGACUAAGACUGGAUACUGACAAACCGAAGCCAAGACGUAUGACUGUGAAACAAUUCGAUCAAUUGCUUGCCAGAGCACUUCAGAUCGGUGGAGUUCAAUGA